Molecule: messenger RNA, 1785 nt
Organism: Asparagus officinalis (garden asparagus)
Lineage: Eukaryota; Viridiplantae; Streptophyta; Magnoliopsida; Asparagales; Asparagaceae
Product: COBRA-like protein 1
Exons: 6
Coding region: 210-1565 (451 amino acids)
Biological process (GO): plant-type cell wall cellulose biosynthetic process; cellulose microfibril organization
Cellular component (GO): plasma membrane
Source: RefSeq, a predicted model, not a curated record
CAAUUCACCCAUAAAAACUCAAAUCUUCAUUAAAACUCAAAUCUUCAUUAGAUACGACCAUCUCUCUCUCUCUCCCUCUCUCUCUCUCUCUCUCUCUCUCUCAUGUGAAGAAGCCAAAGCCAAGAAGGCGGCUUGGACUUGUAGCUUUGCCUCCUCUCUUUCUCCAUUGCUACAGAGUUUUAGAUCCAAGAUCUUGCACUGCAUCAACAAUGGAAACUGAGGCUUGCAGGCUCACCUCAAAGCUCGCAUCUUUAGCACUUUCCAUCGCAUUCCUUGUUGUCUCCUCAAAUAUAACGACAACAGAAGCUUAUGAUUCGCUCGAUCCAAAUGGAAAUAUAACCAUUAAAUGGGAUAUCAUGCAAUGGACUCCAGAUGGAUAUGUUGCUGUUGUUACUAUGUACAACUAUCAACAAUAUCGUCACAUACAAGCACCGGGAUGGACACUAGGAUGGACAUGGGCAAAGAAGGAGGUGAUCUGGUCAAUGGUUGGGGCUCAAACUACAGAGCAGGGGGAUUGCUCAAAGUACAAGGGCAACAUCCCUCAUUGCUGCAAGAAGGAUCCCACGGUCGUCGAUCUCCUUCCUGGGACUCCAUAUAACAUGCAGAUUGCAAAUUGUUGCAAAGGUGGAGUCAUUAAUUCGUGGGCACAGGACCCCACAAAUUUUGCAAGUUCUUUCCAGGUCAGUGUGGGUGCGGCUGGCACCACAAACAAGACGGUCCGUGUGCCAAAGAAUUUCACACUUAAAGCCCCUGGGCCUGGCUAUACUUGUGGUAUUGCUAAGAUCGUGAAACCUAGUAAAUUUACUUCACAAGAUGGGAGGAGAACAACCCAGGCCCUGAUGACGUGGAAUGUUACAUGUACAUACUCCCAAUUUCUCUCUCAGAAGACUCCCACAUGUUGCGUCUCUCUUUCAUCUUUCUAUAAUGAUACUAUUGUCAACUGCCCAACAUGCACUUGUGGAUGCCAAAAUAAUAUAACUCAACCUGGAAGCUGUGUAGAGGGAGAUUCACCUUAUUUGGCAUCUGCUGUUAAUGGCCCGGGCAAGAGCACAUUCACACCUUUGGUUCAAUGCACUUCUCAUAUGUGUCCAAUAAGAGUGCAUUGGCAUGUCAAGCUCAACUAUAAAGACUAUUGGAGAGUGAAGGUAACGAUAACGAAUUUCAACUAUCGGAUGAAUUACACACAAUGGAACUUAGUGGUGCAGCACCCGAAUUUUGACAAUCUGACUACAAUAUUCAGUUUCAACUACAAGUCCUUGAACCCUUAUUCGGCUAUAAAUGAUACCGCAAUGCUAUGGGGAGUUAAAUUCUACAAUGAUUUGCUCAUGGAAGCGGGCCCUUAUGGAAAUGUGCAGUCCGAACUUCUCUUCCGUAAGGACCAAUCAACCUUCACUUUCGACAAGGGAUGGGCUUUCCCUCGUCGUAUAUACUUCAAUGGUGAUAAUUGUGUGAUGCCCCCUCCUGAUGCAUAUCCAUGGCUACCCAAUGCUAGCCCUCAUUCUGUAACUCCCCUCUCUCUACCAAUAGUGGUCUUUUGUGCAAUUUUGUCUUGUUUACUACUUUAGGCAAGCAACAUACUCUAGCGUAUUGCAAAAUUUUGGAUGAUUUGCCUAAGAUUAUGGAGACAUGCAUCACAAUGUUAAGGGACCAGAUGUCAUGCUACUGAAGCUAGUUCAUGUGUCUUAUUCCAUUCUGAACUGGUCAAAUCAGAGUUAUGUAUGUUCAUGUUUUAUCUUGCUGUAAUGCAUUGCCAUCAAUAUAUAUAGCCAAGUUGAUUGUUUUUUU